UUUUCAGUACGGCAACCCAGUUAAAUAUGAACGGUCGUGUCAGACGGAUGUAACUGGGCGAGCUUUUUCGCGUAAACUAAUUGAUUUCUUCUAAUUAAAUUACUGUGAAUCGUUGUGUUAGUAAUGCAAGUGUGAUGUGAGCCAUGAUAAAUUAUAUUGUGCAAAGAUUGACUAUAGUGACUUCAAAAUAGGGGGUGUAACAGUGGAACAAAAAUGGCUUCGGGCGACACGGAUCAUAUAGAAGUGAUGGAAUCCGGGAUAAAAAAGUCUGAAAUUGUAGCCCAGCCGUCGGGGUCGGAAGAUGAUGAUCGAGACAGGGUGUCGUUGGCUGAAAAAAUGGUGCCCUACGACCCGGCGGUGGGCCCCCUGGGUGCUAUCAGCAAGGUGCACAAAUCGGACCGGAAAAUCGGGCACCGGCGCGUCGGAGAGGGCGGAGAGAUCACCUACAAGAAGAUCCAAUCCUCACAGAUCAUGGGCUCCAUACAACUUGGAAUACAACACGCAAUCGGCGGUCUCGCAUCGAAACCAGAACGCGACUUGCUCAUGCAAGAUUUCAUGACAGUGGAGACCACCAACUUCCCCCACGAGGGCUCCAAUCACACGCCGGCGCACCACUAUUCAGAGUUCAAGUUUAAGACCUACGCGCCCAUAGCGUUUAGAUACUUUAGGGACCUGUUCGGGAUACAGCCUGAUGAUUUUCUAAUGUCUAUGUGCAGCGCCCCCCUACUCGAGCUCAGUAACCCGGGCGCGUCCGGCUCCAUCUUCUAUCUGACGAACGACGACGAAUUCAUCAUCAAGACAGUACAGCACAAAGAGGGCGAGUUCUUACAGAAGCUGCUGCCGGGAUACUACUUGAACCUCGAUCAGAACCCCCGCACGUUACUACCAAAGUUCUUCGGUCUCUACUGCUACCAGUGCAACAGUAAAAACGUGCGGCUGGUCGCCAUGAACAACAUACUGCCUUCCUCUGUCAAACUGCACCAGAAAUACGAUCUUAAAGGCUCCACGUAUAAAAGGAAGGCCAGUAAAUCGGAACGACAGAAAGGCUCCCGCGCUACAUACAAGGAUCUGGACUUUAUGGAACACCACACCGAGGGCAUUUUCCUCGAGGCGGAGACUUACAACGCGCUUAUAAAGACUAUGCAGAGGGAUUGCAGAGUGCUGGAGAGUUUUAAGGUGAAUAUUAUUAAGUGCUGGAGAGUUUUAAGGGCUUAUGCUACAUACAAGGAUCUGGACUUUAUGGAACACCACACCGAGGGCAUUUUCCUCGAGGCGGAGACUUACAACAGUUACAAUGCGCUUAUAAAGACUAUGCAGAGGGAUUGCAGAGUGCUGGAGAGUUUUAAGAUCAUGGACUAUUCCCUCCUAGUCGGCAUCCACAACCUGGACGAGGCGCAACGCGAGAAAACCGAAGCUAGAACCCGGACGGAAUCCGGACAGAGCGACGGAGAGGAAGACGGCAAUAAGAAGACCGGACUGAAUCGGACGAGAUGCGACACCGAGGACUUCAAAGCGCAAGUGAAAAGGACACAGUCGAUAAACAGACAGCGGCUCGUGGCGCACUCCACGGCGAUGGAGAGCAUUCAGGCAGAGAGCGAACCUAUUGAUGAAGAGGAUGAUGUGCCACCGGGCGGCAUUCCAGCGCGGAACGCGCGCGGCGAGCGACUACUACUCUUCCUAGGCAUCAUAGAUAUUCUACAGUCGUACCGGCUUCGAAAGAAACUGGAACACACGUGGAAAAGCAUGAUACACGACGGGGACACAGUGUCAGUCCACAGACCCAAUUUCUACGCUCAAAGGUUCCUCGACUUUAUGGCCAAGACUGUCUUCAAGAAAAUACCUUCGUUGGACCUGCCCGAGAUCAAAGGGAACCACCGCAAGUUCAGGACUCUGGUCACGAGCUACAUAGCGCUGAAACACUCUCCGUCGAAGAGGAAAAGCAUCAGCAAGCCAGUCAGGCCGCAGGAGGAGAUCGACACGCCAGGACGAAAGUACAACAAACCAAUCAAAGACUACAAUCCUGACUUGAUCAAGAACCGCCUAUCGCCUAGGUCUUCCCUAAGAUCUAGCCUCAGCGAUUUCACGGACACCACAAUAUCUACCUGGAAUCAGAGACACCCUCAAACUCCCACUGAGUACCCUUCAGUAUUAUCUGACAGACUCAAAAACUUAGACAGAGAUCGCUUCUUCCAGCGUAGAAUAGAUUUCGACACGUCAAACUUAAAUCCAAGAGAUCCUGGUCCGUCAUACUUAGACAACGUGUAUAGAGCUACAGUCCAAGAUAGGAUGGACAGUCUAUCCGCACAAUUAACAAAAGUACUCAGCACAGGUGCGGGCAGUUCUCAUAUAAACGGAAGCCUAGCCGACAGCGGAAUACAGACAGACAAUACUAGCACUAGCGUACCUCAAAUAUAUAUAGAAACUCAAGUACCAGGCAGUCCUGUCAAGAUUCUCAAAGACGCAGCGGUGGAUACUAGAAACGAAAAUAAUCUACAAGACAUACCUUUCAUAGAUGACGACGAAGAUUUAAGUAAAAGACGGUUCGUUCUAGAAAAACAUAAAUCCAUGUCCAACAUACCGGAAAAUUUAGAAGAUGAAACGGUAGUCGAGAGACUAUCGAAUAGCUACAAUCGAUCCAAAUCACCAUCUUUCAUAGAGAAAUUCAAGAAAUUCUUCACCGACAUCGGUCUAGUUAAAGCUGACAGCGCUGAUAUAACUACAGAAACCAGUAAUCCUAACACAUUACCUAAGAGUCUAAACUCUAGUUAUAGAACUAGAAGCGUAACACCUACCAGGAGUUUAGAACCGCGAGAAGCUUCAACGUUACCCAAAGACAUGAGAUUCAGGAAAGUACGGUCGACUCAAACUGUUUAUAUAAGACAAGAAUCUCCCGUAUCUAUCAAGAAAGACGCAGAACAACAAACUCACGUGUCGGUUGUCAAACUGAACGGAAACGAGUCCGAGGAAACUGAGAAGAUGAUUAGAGAUGUAGUUUAUAUUAAGAGUAUCGAAAAAGCCGAGAUAUAUAGCACUAAUGAUAGCGGUAGCACUAUUAUAGUAGUACCACCAGCUGAUUGUGCGGCCAGCUCAAGCGGCGUGGCCAGCAUGAAAGCAGUCUCACUGUCUGACGUCACAGCGCAUUUUACGCCAACUUCAGUGACGUCACCGGUGUCAACUGCAGCCAAAACAGUCCAGCAGACCGUUAAAACGAUAGCGGUCUCUGAGCCCGACGUAGCUUUCCCAGCUGUGUUAAAAGGCUCCACAAAACAAAGAGUGCCCCCGCCCGUUCCGCCCCGAGGCUCCCCUAAAGCGAAACGCGGUGGCGGCAACUCCCAAUCCAGUAUUGACGCAAAAGCCAUGCCGUCGUGUUGCUCGACCCCGCCGCCGCCGUUCGAGGAGCACCCGCCGCAGCGGACGAGCCGGACGAACUCGUCGUCCACCACGUCGUCCAGCGCGUCCGGCAGGCGGCGAGGGGCGUCCAGCGCGGCUAGCGUCAUGACGACUUCGUCCGCGUCGAGCCUCGCGCUUACGCCGGCCGCGUUGACUAGCGCUAGGAGCAAUGAAGCCAGCGUGUGCUGGACGCCGCCGGCGUCCGUCGAGGGCUCGACGCCUACCUGGACCGAGGGCACGCCGAGCUUCACCGAGUCCAGUAGCAGUGAACAAGGCAUGGGCACAGGCUACUCAAUAACCCCCCUCCGCGGCGCCACCCCCUCGGAAGGUCGGCGCUCCCCCCGCGCGCCACCGCCGCCCGCGCGCACCCUACCACCCACCACCAUCAACUGCCUCACUAGCGAAGUGGUAGAAAUCACGCAUCUAACGUCGGAGACAUCAAACAUCAAGAUAUCCACCUACGAAGUCCACCAAAUGGAAAGUGAACAGAAACUAUGUUGAAAAAAACACAUUUUUAGACAUAAUUUGCCUUUCACCCUUUUCCAGGCAUAGUAUGAUUUAUCGACCAUAUGCGUAUAUGGUCGAUUCUGGUAUGCGCCAAUUCUCUCAUAGAUUUUUUUCUUAUAUAAUGAUUAACACUUUACCAGGCUAAGGGAUAUAUAUUUCCCACAUAAGGCACUUCAAAUGUGUGUUCUAUUUUCGACGAGUAAGACUGAUAUUCGAUUGUCAUUUUUGAAAUGUCAGCCUGGUAAAGGGUUAUACUUGAAUGUUUGUAACUAGUAACUACCUACAUGCUUUUUGACAGCCGUAUAUGUUUUGUAUACCAUCCAUUGAAAUCUCAUUUUAGUAAUGUUGAAAAAGUUAAAGAAAUGCUCAGUAAGAUCUGCUUGUAUUAA
Cydia splendana is the source of this 4286-nucleotide messenger RNA. RefSeq lists its product as uncharacterized. The record is from RefSeq and is a predicted model, not a curated record. Gene Ontology annotation, biological process: phosphatidylinositol phosphate biosynthetic process. The transcript is spliced from 23 exons. The coding region runs from base 214 to 3891 and encodes 1225 amino acids. Gene Ontology annotation, molecular function: 1-phosphatidylinositol-4-phosphate 5-kinase activity. Gene Ontology annotation, cellular component: plasma membrane. Lineage: Eukaryota; Metazoa; Arthropoda; Insecta; Lepidoptera; Tortricidae.